Messenger RNA from Aureobasidium namibiae CBS 147.97, 2589 nucleotides. RefSeq lists its product as uncharacterized. Gene Ontology annotation, biological process: negative regulation of transcription by RNA polymerase II; positive regulation of transcription by RNA polymerase II. The coding region runs from base 1 to 2589 and encodes 862 amino acids. The record is from RefSeq and is a predicted model, not a curated record. The transcript has 5 exons. NCBI's taxonomy places the organism in Eukaryota, Fungi, Ascomycota, Dothideomycetes, Dothideales, Saccotheciaceae. Gene Ontology annotation, cellular component: nucleus; transcription regulator complex.
AUGAUGCAAGGCAUGUCCUUUCCUCCGCACCCGGCGGGCAUGCAACAAGGCGUACCCCACGGCCACCCAGGAAUGCCUCCUAACGCCCAGCACAUGGGCCAGCCGAUGCAGAUGCCUGGGGUCUCGGGUCCCGGUGCUCCUCACAUGGGCCAACCUGCCAUGAUGGGCAUGCAACCCGGCCAGCAGAAUAUGCCUCCCGGUAUGGGUCCCGGUCCGGGUGGUGGCAUGAUGCCGCAACAGUCUAUGGGCGGUCCCGGUGCAAACGCCAUGGCCAUGAGCCAUCUCAACCCCCAAACCCACAUGAUGCAGCAACACCACCAGCAGAUGCAGCAAGCAAUGGCCAACAAUCCUCAAUUGAUGAUGCAACAGCAGCAACACAUGGCUCGUCAGCGACAGAUGAUGGCAGCGCAACAAGCCCAGCAACAACAGCAACAACAAGCUCAGCAACAGCAACAGCAGAUGAACGGUAUGGGUAUGGGCAUGGGAAUCAACGGUCAUCCAGGCAUGAGCCCUCAGCAAUUUGCCCAGAUGCAGGCAAAUCCAGCCUUCCAACAAGCGCAAAUGGCCAAUCUCCCGCCUCAGCACAUGAUCCAGAUCCAACAGAUGCGCCAGAUGCAAGCCGCACAAGCUGCCCAGGCACAGCAACACGCCCAGCAGCAACAGCAGCAGCAGACGCCGCAUCCCCAGGGUCCUCAGGCGCCCGCAACACCCCAGAUGCAGCAACAGGCGAUGGCUCAGCACAUGGCAAUGCAGCACGCCUCAUCCCAGGCUUCCCAUCAGAGUGCUCCUCAGAACGGUCAGCCUACUGCACAACAGCCGCCCCCGGCUCAGAUGAGGAGCCAGUCGCAAAUCCCUUCUGUCACUGAAGGUCAGGGUCAGGCGCAACAGCUCUCUCAACCUCCUCAGCCUCAGCAGCAACAGACACCUCAAGGGCAACCUCAGCAACAGCAGCCUCAGCCGCAACAGGCGCAACAACAGCAGCCUCCUCAGCCCCCGAGUGCCCAUCCCACACCACAAAUGCAAGCACAACCGCUCCCUCAACAACCUCCCUCGUCGCAGCCUCAACAGCCCAACCAGCAAACUCCCCAGCAGCCGGGCUCUGCCCAAUCCCAAAACCAGUCGCAGAAUGCUCAACAGCAACAGCAGGCGCAGCAACAAGCUCAGCAGGCACAGCAGCAGCAGAUGCAGACGGCUCAGCAGCAACAGCAACGUCAGCAGAUGAUGAAUAUGAACAACAUGAACAUGAUGCGUCAACAGCAGGCAAUGGCUGCUCAACAACAACAGCAGCAACAGCAGCAGCAGCAACCGGGUCGCACGAGCAAUGGGCAAUUCAUCCUCAAGCUGAUUCAGUUCUCAGACCAUCUCAGCACCUUCAAUGCAAGUUCGCGUGAGGCAAAUUCCCAAGACCAUUGGCAAAAUUUCGUGAGCCAGUUCUGGACACCGGACGGCCGGCUGGUACAGCAUGUCCUUGACAACACGAAUUCAUCGACCAAGCAAUUCAUGAUCAAUGCCUCUUCGCUAGCACGAUACUACUGGACUUGGUUUGAUAGUGGUGUACAAAACAUCCAACUCCAGCUAGAGGGGGUCAGAGAAAUGCCUGCUCCCAACAAUGCUCAUUGGGUAACUUGCGCUCGUGCUCGCUACAUUUUCUGGUUUGCGAACAACACUCAAUUGAUCUGGCAAGGCAAGCUGACAGCCUCGUUCCCUAGCGGUAUGGACAAGUUCGAAUCUCUCGAAUUCGAAGUGUCCAAAACCGAGGAAUUCAUCCCGCGCUCCGAACUUGCGCGUGUCGUCGCCCAGGGCUCGCCCCUGAUGAACAAAAGUCCCAAGAUGCAUAGACAAACUCCGGCUAAGAAGGCAAUGCAAAAGGCACAAGGCGCUCUUCAGCUCGAAGACUUCCCCUCCGCCCCUGUCAACGAAUACGCCGUUACGCCCGCUGUUAUGCAAUACCUUGAGGUAGAUGUGCUUGUAGCGGAAACCAUCUUCUUCAUGAAGGACCUGAUGGAAUACUCCCAGAAGAACGAACUCCGACCACAUGACGCCAUGAACCAGAUGGUCGCUCAGAUGGAAGAACAGCAACAAUUCGGCCAGCCCCAGAUGAACCCUAUGCAACCCAACCACGCGCAGAUGGCUCUGCAGAGAAACGGAAUUGUUCAGCCCCUGCCUCAGGGUGCUGGUACACCUAUUCAGGCACACAUGCAGUUGCCUGGCCAAACGCCUAACUUCUCCUCGCCGUCAGUCCCCCACAUGAACUUGCCGAUGCAGCACCUGAACGGGCAACAGAUGAUGGCUAUGAAUGGCUCACCUCACAUUGCACACCCGGGUUUGCCGGGUGGCUCGUUGAUGGCUCCCAAUCACAUGAUGGGACCGAUGCAUCACUCCCCGAGCCCACACAUGGGUCCACCAAUGAUGGUGCCGCAGCACUCGCAGCAGGGCAACAACCCCAACAGUGCUCAUCAGUCCGCGUCGACAAGCCCAAACCUGAGCAGCAAGCGUCGGCGUUCACAAGUCAAGCUUGAAGGUGACGAAGGACUGGAAGGACCGCCUUCACAACGUAUGAAGCCCAGUCCAGGUCUCAAGAAGAAGUGA